Messenger RNA from Papaver somniferum (opium poppy), 2723 nucleotides. RefSeq names its product ribosome biogenesis protein bms1-like. Gene Ontology annotation, cellular component: 90S preribosome; nucleus. The transcript has 13 exons. Bases 706 to 2433 code for a protein of 575 amino acids. Gene Ontology annotation, biological process: ribosome biogenesis; maturation of SSU-rRNA from tricistronic rRNA transcript (SSU-rRNA, 5.8S rRNA, LSU-rRNA); endonucleolytic cleavage of tricistronic rRNA transcript (SSU-rRNA, 5.8S rRNA, LSU-rRNA). Lineage: Eukaryota; Viridiplantae; Streptophyta; Magnoliopsida; Ranunculales; Papaveraceae. Gene Ontology annotation, molecular function: GTPase activity; U3 snoRNA binding; GTP binding. The record is from RefSeq and is a predicted model, not a curated record.
CAAAUUUUUGUGAGAAGGUUUUGCAGGCUCCUGUGAAAAAUGCAGAUUUUAAUUUCACUAUCAGCUGUUGCGGCAAUAUAUAAGCAACAACCUCUUCUCCAGUCUGUUAGGUACUUCUAUUUUCUGUAGAUUGGUUAGCAUUUGAAUCAGGAAGACUUUUAAAUUAAAACCAAAGGCUGUCGGUCUUUGAUACUAACCAUGUGGCACAGCUUAUUAAGAAAACCAAGCAGGAAAGAACUCCUUACAGAAUCUCAUAGAGGACUGCUUUCAUCAAGCUUACACCAGAUAUGAAAAUUCUAGCUCUCCAGAUGAUAGAACAGCAGAUUACUGCAUGAAAGAAAGUAACUUCUGUGGUCAUUCAUAUUGGAUGUUUUCGCAAGUGUCUGUUGUGUCAUAGAAGAAGGAGAGGAGAUGCUAUUUGCACUUUUAAGGACGGGAUUCGUAAGAGCAACGUUGUUUUCUUGCACAUGCCCUUGCCUGUUUAACCGACGCAGUCCAGGAAUCAUAUGACCAUGUACCGUAUUGUUCCUGUUGUCAAGGAUUUACUGAAAAGGAUGACCCUGCUCAGAGGGAGCAGAUGCUUGAACAAUGGCGUGGUGUUGUCAUCUGUGAGGAGGGGGAAUCUGAAUCUUUUCUGCGGCAAAUCUGUCAGAGAUGCUUUAUCCUUGUGAUACGCUUUUCUGGCUGAUUCACAGCUCGUAGGGUAUGGAGGAAGAACCAGCUCCACUUAUCAUCCUUGUGCAAGGACCUCCGAAAGUUGGAAAGUCCUUGUUGAUUAAAUCACUAAUUAAAUAUCUUACGGAUCAGCAUUUAACUGAUGACCAAGGCCCCUUCGCAAUUGAAUUAGGUAAGCAACGACGUUUGCAGUUUGAGGAGUGCCCAUAUGAUGUUAAGGGCAUGAAUGAUGCUGUAGACCAUGCCGAUGGAGUUCUACUUCUGAUUGAUGCAAGUCAUGGGUUCAAAGAGGAGACAGUUAAGUUUCUUGACAUUUUAAGAUAUCAUGACAUUUUGUGGGUUACGAGUCUUCUUACACAUCUUGAUGAGAUCAAAGAUGAAGAAGAACUAAGGAAAACCGAAAAGCAUCUCAGGGAUUACAGAAUCCGUACCACAGCUAUGGAUGAAGCAGAACGAUUUUACUUUUCUGGUCUCGAUCAUGAGCUGUACAAAAUGAGUGAAAUAAAAGAGCUGGCAGAACAUAUGUUGGGUUUAAAAAUGCUUCCCUUGUCAUGGCGUGUGGCACAUCCUUAUGUGAUGGUGAAUCAAAUUGCUACACGCUUGCAUGAAGAUAAUGAACAUGUAGACAUAAAUAUCUACGGUCAUCUCCAAGGCUUUGAUAUGAACAAAGCAGCUAAGGUACAUGUGUUUGGUGUUUGUGAGUUUCCUGUAGCUUAUGUUACAAGAUCAACUGAUUAUUCCAGACCUCUACCUACUAUUAUUAUAAUGAGAUCAGAUGAUUGUCCCUGCUUGGAGAUUAAGGGUUUCAAAAAAUGGACCUAUCUCAGGUUGGAGGUUCGAGAUAUUCCUAUUUCAAUGUACAAAAAAUUUGACAUGAAAGAUCCUGUUUUCAUUGGAGAGGAAGUUGUUGGAAAUUUGCAGGUUUAUCAGUUAUGCCGAGGAACAACCACUGUUGGUUUAAAAAAUAAAAGAGAGGUUCUUUUAGGGGCUGAUGGCCGCCAUAUGCCAAUAUUAACAGCUGAGGAAAAGAGAAGAAAUCGGGCAAACGGAAUACUUGAAGCACCAUUAUCCAAAGGCGUAACAAAGAUAUAUAAAAUUGGAAAGCAUAUUGUUGCAACUGUAGCUGGAUGCUCUGGUUGGAUUAUACCAAUUAUCAGCGACUUGCAGAAAGAGGUGUCUCUGUCAAGAACGGGGUAUAUUCCUUUGGACUGUGCAAAUUCUGCAAAGAACUUCCUGAAUGACGAGAAUUUUAAGCUACCUGAAAAUAUUUCUUGGAAAGGAGUUCCCGAAGAUUUCGAUAUCCAAAAAGAAAGCUGCAGUAUUAUCUUCGGAGGUUACUCAAGCAUUGAUGACCAGUCCGUUCCAUUAACACUAUAUUCUGCCGACAAACAAGAAGUCCAAGAAAUCCUUGUUUACCAUAGCCACGGAUCAGGUAGUAAGUACGCGCUGGAAGUACUUGAGAAGCAGGCUCAUAUUAUCAAGAAAGGGAAUAAGGACACUGAUUAUUAUGCGGAUUUGAUAUUAAAGGCGAUAAGCGAAUCAAGUAAAAAGGAUCACAACACUGGAAAUAUGGUUCAAGUUGUUCACCUCAUCAAAGACUGCGACAUGAGAGUUUUACGAAAGAAAAAAGCCAAACGAAUUCCAUUAUAUCUGCUUCGGAAAAAAAUUGGAAAGGCGAACUAUGCUCUCCGUCACACAAAACGUAACUAUGCUCAUAGGAAAUCGAAGUGGUUCAAGCUGGCCUCGCAUAUGCCCUGAAACAAGAUUAGUGCUUUUUAGUACAAUUACUUUCCGUUGUAUUUGAACUCUCCUGUUUAGCUCGUGCAAAGACCUUCAAUGAUAUAACUCAGCUGAUGAUCAAAUUUUGAACGAGUUAUUGAAUUUUGGGUUGAUGCCAUAUCUGGUACAAGUACAGUAUACUUCUAUUUCGGGUUUUUGCGUUUUUAUGGGUGCUCAGGCAUGUUUAUUGUGUAAGUGGUCUUUACAUUUAUCUCUGAGUCGAGUUUGUUGUGCCUUAACAGUAUGGAUCUAGAGGUUUAGGACUUAUA